GUUCGCUUUGCGACGCGUCCCCGCUGACACUUCCCAAGACAACACUACAGUAAACUGCAUUAGCAAGGUCGAAAGUAGGACAAUAACGUUAACUUUGCACUUUAUGCUCGUCCAAAGGUCUUGUUUUAUUGAUCACCGGCUCCUGCCUUUUGGAAACAUCACGGGUCAAUAGGAGAAGACUGCUUUGCACGUCCCGGGCUGUGUUUUUGUGAGGGCAGCGAUAGCAUUUAGCUCGUUUAACGUUAGCAGUCAUCAUGGCUAUGGUGGGGCUGAGAGCUUCUUACCACAGAAUCCUCGACAGGAUGGAGCACAUGCUGCCGGCUAAACUGAGACCCUUUUAUAACCACCCUGCAGGUCCAAAGACUGUCUUCUUCUGGGCACCAAUGUUCAAAUGGGGCCUGGUCUUAGCUGGAUUAGCAGACAUGGCACGUCCAGCUGAUAAACUCAGUACUUCCCAGUCUGCUGUGCUGACAGCUACAGGUCUCAUCUGGUCCAGGUAUUCCCUGGUUAUUAUACCCAAGAACUGGAACCUGUUUGCUGUGAACUUCUUUGUUGGUAGUGCAGGAGGAUCACAGCUCUACAGGAUAUGGAUGCAUAACCGAGAACAGAAGGCAAAGGAGAAAGAAGCACAGGCUUGAUAGCAGUGCUGUUUAAAGUGCAUCCAGAGGACCGAAAGGGACUCUCCUCUACUGCUAACCCAGAAACUUCCCCUCCAUCAUCAUCAUCAUCAUCAUCAUCAUCAGUCAUCCAGUAGAGCCUCCACACACACCUUCUUUAAUAAUAAACACAGAUCAUAGGAUUUGUUUUAGAGUUCAGGUCAUCCUAUCGUGCCACUAGAAUCUAUAGCAACAAUUCUUACGGUUGUUAAUAACGCACAAAAUGUUACAUAUUCAUCUUAGUACGAUUGUACAUUCUUUUUAAAUCCUUAUGUUUGAAAUGCAUCAGGAUCAAGGUGCUUUCCAUCCAGCAUACUUGAGUUGCCAUCCUAAUUUCUGACUAAUGAGUGCAUUUUUUCUCUUGACCUCUGUCAUGCUGUUAACAGAAUGUCUCCAAAUAAAUUUUAUAAAAGUC
Molecule: messenger RNA, 1071 nt
Organism: Danio aesculapii
Lineage: Eukaryota; Metazoa; Chordata; Actinopteri; Cypriniformes; Danionidae
Gene: mpc2b
Product: mitochondrial pyruvate carrier 2b
Exons: 5
Coding region: 255-638 (127 amino acids)
Biological process (GO): pyruvate import into mitochondria
Cellular component (GO): mitochondrial inner membrane
Molecular function (GO): pyruvate transmembrane transporter activity
Source: RefSeq, a predicted model, not a curated record